Molecule: messenger RNA, 4254 nt
Organism: Nannizzia gypsea CBS 118893
Lineage: Eukaryota; Fungi; Ascomycota; Eurotiomycetes; Onygenales; Arthrodermataceae
Product: intron-binding protein aquarius
Exons: 4
Coding region: 1-4254 (1417 amino acids)
Biological process (GO): mRNA splicing, via spliceosome
Cellular component (GO): catalytic step 2 spliceosome
Molecular function (GO): mRNA binding; helicase activity
Source: RefSeq, a predicted model, not a curated record
AUGACUGAAUUACAGAUGCGCCCGGCAAUGGCGCGUAACCCCGAUGUCCGGCCGACAGUUAAUGACUUCCAGGACGAGAAUCCAUGGGUGUCUCUAGCGAAAGCUCACUGGCUGAAGCCUAGCAAAGUGCGCAAAGCGAGGCCGGAGGUGAUCAAGAAUGAGAUCUGGGAUCCUUUGCAGCGUGAUGGAUUCCCUCUGCAUUCACUUCUAAUACUCGAAAAUCUUCACAUCCUUGAGAAGUUUCUCUGGCCAACGUUUACGGAAGAUGCGUCGAACUAUCAUAUUAUGUUAAUUGCAGUCAUUGUAGGGACAAAGAGAAGGGAGCAUUUGCCUAUUUGGACCCAUUUUUUUGAUCGCCCUGCGGACUUUUCAAUCCUCUUCAGACGUAUACUCUCCAUGAGCCUCAAUGAUACACUGCCUCUGCCUUCGAAAAUACACCUCCUGUCCUUCAUCAUCGGUGCUUUUCAAUCUCUUGAAUGCAGCCAAAUUCGAAAAGAGUGUGCUCCUCUGGUUUCGAUAGCUAUCUGGGACAACCUUUUUAGCAAGGAGGCGAGGGACAAUUUACUUCAUCAGUCAGGAGCAUUGAAAAAGGCAUGGCGAUUGGCCAGUAAACGAUAUGACUCGGCAGACGAGCAAGGCAAAUCAAGGAUACGAUUUGAAAGGUCAUGGCUAUACUCUAUGCUCCUAAACUUUCUUAGGCGUAUAAACCCAGCCCAAGGAGAACGUAAUAGUGAAGAUAAUACCCGGUUUUGUGAGAGAUUCCUUGAGCUAUUGGUGGACCUUGAGAGCCAGCUCCCUACUCGACGAUAUGUGAAUGAGCUUUUAAAGGACGUUAAUAUUUUGGCCGUUCUUCGCAAGAGCAAACUCUAUAAUGAUGAUAAAAAUACUCUUUUCAGGGAUUUUUAUAUUCUCCUACGACGGUUUAUCAACUUCUCAAUUGAUGACCAAACCGGCCAGCAUCAGUCAGCGCAAGAUGCCUAUAACAUUCAUUGUCAAGAGCUGGCACGGCUUCAAAGGACUGCGCUUAAACACUUCAAAGACGACUUAACGCUAUUAGCAUUAGCAAACUACGGAUCACUUGAGCAACGGUCUGAGCUUGCAGAACAUCUUCGCAGUAUUGAUGACACGCAAUUAAAACAACUAUGCCAUCUUUUAGGAUUCAGGACCUCUUAUCCUGAGCACAUUAAUAUCAUACCUGACCGAGAACUCCUUCUAGAAAUGCUCCUCUUGCAUUUCGAAUGGCGACCAACGUUUCAAGAAGCAACAGCGGAUGUCAGCGUUCUCCCUACAGAGGAUUCAUUAUAUGACCCUGCCUUGGUUCGAAAUGAAACAUACGAUGGCUCUAGGCCUCUCGCGAUUCCAAAAUUAAACCUUCAAUAUCUUAGUCUAGGAGACUUUUUGUGGAGGUCAUUUCUUCUAUAUCGGUCUGAGUCUUUCUAUGAGAUUAAGAGCGACCUUGAAUCUGUUAUCAAACGAAUGCAACCUAAAGCAGGACAGGAUGGCAAGAUUUCAUUUGAUGGGUUCUCCAGAAUGGCUUUGCCGAUUUCAAAGCCUGCUAUAAUCGAUGUGGCCGAGGCACGAGUGGGAUCUCUUCACCCAGCUUAUGUUCGCUCGGAAAUAACUCUCGAGGUUGGUCGACUCGGUGACACUAUCCGACAAGAGUGGGAAUCACUACGACCAGACGAUGUUGUAUUUUUGCUUUCAGUAACCCACCAAAAGACAGAACAGCCUGGUUUUGUUGCCAACCCACGAUCCGAGUCUAAAGAUAGUAUUAGCAUUUCGCAUGUUCGAACUGCUACCGUGGUUCAAAUUCUGGAUGAAAAUAGGCGCCAGCUACGGGACACAUCACAAGGCAGGGCUAACGGAUAUCCCCAACGACCUCGUCUGAGAAGACUACUUGUGGAUUUAGACGCAGUGUCUUACAAAGCUGACCUCGACAAAGUAAAAAAGGGGAAACCAGAUAUAUACAGCUCCAUAAACGUGCUUGUACGCCGAAAAUCACGCGAGAACAACUUCCGACCUAUCCUGGAGACAAUGCGAUCAUUGACCAUUACCGAUGCAGAACUCCCAUCUUGGCUCCAGGAGGUUUUCCUGGGAUAUGGAGAUCCAACUGGGGCGAGAUAUACGGAGCUUGAAAAUCGUGUGAAGUCGGUUGACUAUCGGGACACCUUUCUUGACUGGCAUCACCUUGUGGAGAGUUUCCCGGGGCAGAAAAUCGAACCCCCUGAGGGAUCUACAACCAUCUUCGGACCUCCAUAUGUCCUUGAAAUGGUUGACGAACCUCCAAAGGCUGAGACACUGAACCCUUCUAAGAAACGAAGAAGAGACCAGGCAGAGUCUGUACAGCCAAAUUCCAAUUCAAUCAGAGUAUCUACCUACAAACCUCCGAACCCUGGUCCUUAUCCGAUGGAUGCCCCAAAACUCAAUUACGUUCGAUUUACUCCUGCUCAGGUUGAAGCCAUCACCUCUGGGACUCAACCAGGGUUAACGGUGAUAGUUGGCCCUCCAGGAACUGGAAAAACGGAUGUGAUCACCCAGAUAAUCAAUAACAUCUACCAUAACUUCCCUCAGGAGCGUACUUUGCUUAUAGCCCACAGCAACCAGGCCCUUAACCAACUAUUCCAGAAGAUUGUUGCUUUGGAUAUCGACGAACGCCAUUUACUUCGUCUUGGCCAUGGCGAGGAGGAGCUAGAGACAGAGUCCAACUUUGGGAAGUUUGGCCGAGUUGAGUCUUUCCUUGAGAAUCGAGUAAAGUUCCUCGCGGAGGUUGACCGUCUCGCAGCUUCAAUUGGAGCUGAAGGAGCCCAUGGAAGUACCUGUGAAACUGCUGGGUAUUUUGAUACUGUCUAUAUACGACCAGCAUGGAUCAAAUUCUGGGAUAAGGCACGCUCCGAGGGUUCUAAAAACGAAGAUAUUAUUCAGUGCUUCCCUUUCCAUAACUUUUUCUCCAAUGCCCCUCAGCCGGUAUUCCCGACGGAUGCCUCGAAAGAUACGCUCAUUGACAUUGCUGAAGGUUGUGAGCGACAUAUAAGGAAACUCUUCUCUGAACUGGAAGAUAUACGGCCAUUUGAGAUUCUACGACAACAGCGAGAUAAGGCAAAUUACCUACUAAUCAAAGAGGCCAGGAUUAUUGCCAUGACCUCCACCCACGCCGCUAUGAGACGACAGGAGAUUUCUGACCUGGGCUUCCACUAUGACAGCGUAGUCAUGGAGGAAGCGGCACAAAUCACAGAAAUUGAAAGCGUAAUCCCGUGCAUGAUGCAGAAGACAAGAAACGGAGAAUUCCCCCUGAAGAGGAUUGUGCUGUGUGGCGACCACUUGCAGAAUUCGCCAAUUGUCCAGAACAUUGCAUUCCGUCAGUACGCCAAUUUCGAACAAACGCUAUUCCUACGGUUGGUGAGGCUAGGUGUGCCUACGAUUAGCCUCGAUCAGCAGGGUCGAGCCCGCGCCUCCAUUGCAGAACUGUUCAAAUGGCGGUAUGAGAAACUGGGCAAUCUCCCCAUCAUCGAGAGCCAGGAGGAGUUCAAACUUGCCAACGCCGGUUUCCGCUAUGACUACCAGCUCAUCAAUGUGCCAGACUACCAGGGCCAAGGUGAAAGAGAGCCAACUCCUCACUUCAUCCAGAAUCUCGGCGAGGCUGAAUAUGCAGUUGGAAUAUACCAGUAUAUGCGAUUGCUGGGGUAUCCUGCAUCGAAGAUCUCUAUUCUAGCGACAUAUGCAGGGCAGAGGGCAUUGAUCAGGGAUGUCCUUAGCCAUAGGUGUGCAAAGAACUCGCUUUUCGGUAUGCCCAAAAUAGUCACAACGGUAGACAAAUACCAAGGCGAGCAGAAUGACUACAUCAUUCUCUCUCUGACCCGCACUAAGUCUGUGGGCUACCUGCGAGACGUACGACGGUUGACUGUAGCACUAUCACGAGCACGUCUAGGCCUUUACAUUCUCGGCCGUCGAGAGGUGUUUGAAUCCUGCUUUGAACUCAAGCCUGCGUUUGAUAUCUUGGCUCAACGUCCGGAUAAGCUGAUGCUUAUGCCGAACGAGACGUUCCCAGCAACAAGGGCUGUCGAUGCCGCAGACAACGAGGGCACUCCUAUGGAGAACCUCGAGCACCUGGGCCAGUAUGUAUUCGAGAUGACUCAGGCCAAAGUGAAGGCCCUUGGGGUCGAGACGACUGUUACUGAGGCUGGCGAUGGAAACGACGUGCCAGCAGGAGAGUCCGAUGAUGAAGACGAUACUGCACGUGAAGGCGCAAUUGAGUAG